AUGACUGAAGAUCAGCACAGCUACCAACUCCUCCAUCCACUUACACAUCCAUUGUUUAUGUUUCUUGGCCCACAAAAGGACUAUGAACUUCAGCUAAACCAUGCUGUGAAGGGUUCUAAACAGAGACCUAAUUUUACUUGUGUGGUGGAUGAUACACCAAGUGGAAAUAACAUAUUUAUGUUAUUUCCACCUAGUCUAG
This is a messenger RNA of Paraglomus brasilianum, 199 nucleotides long. The record is from the annotation of a GenBank genome assembly. Lineage: Eukaryota; Fungi; Glomeromycota; Glomeromycetes; Paraglomerales; Paraglomeraceae.